AUGCCCGCCCUCUCCCCGACCAUGACGGAGGGUAACAUCGCCAGCUGGAAGGUCAAGGAGGGCGAGUCCUUCUCCGCCGGCGAUGUCCUCCUCGAGAUCGAGACCGACAAGGCCACCAUGGACGUCGAGGCCCAGGACGACGGCGUCAUGUUCAAGAUCACCACCGGCGACGGCGCCAAGGCCGUCGAGGUCGGCACCCGCAUCGCCGUCAUCGCCGAGCCCGGCGACGACCUCUCCUCCCUCGAGAUCCCCGCCGACGACAAGAAAGCCUCUUCCUCCUCCGCCCCCAAGCCCGCCGAGAACAAGGAGGCCCCCAAGAGCGACACCCCCGAACGCCGCGAGGCCCCCCAGGCCCAGGCCGGUUCCAACGCAAAGGGCGGCGCCCCCCGCGAGCAGCGAUACCCCCUCUACCCCUCCGUCCAGCACCUCGUCAACGAGCACGGCCUCGACAAGGACGUCGUCAGCCGCAUCGAGCCCACGGGCCCCGGCGGCCGUCUCCUCAAGGGCGACGUCCUCGCCUACCUGGGCUCCAUCAACGCCGAGACCCCCAGCAAGAUCAUGGACCGCGCCGUCAAGAUGUCCCACCUCGACCUCAGCAACAUCAAGGUCGCGCCGAAGAAGGCGGCCGAGGCCCCGAAGAAGGCCGCCGCCGCCGCUCCUGCUGCCCCCGCCGCCCCCGUCGAGACCGAGAUCGCCCUCCCCGUGUCCCUGGCCAAGGUCCUCGAGGCCCAGAAGCGCAUCCAGUCGACCCUGGGCGUCUUCAUGCCCGUCUCCACCUUCGUCGCGCGCGCCGCCGAGGUCGCCAACGACGACCUGCCCCCCUCGGCCCGCAAGCCCACCGCCGACGAGCUCUUCAACCAGGUCCUCGGCCUCGACAAGCUCGCGCCCCACGGCACGAGGGGAUACUACCUGCCCCAGAUCUCCGCGCUCCCCGAGCCGUCCUUCCUCGCCAGCGCCCCUCCCCGCGCCUCGCCCAGACGGGGCGGUGAUAUCAUCGACCUCCUCGCCGCUCCCAAGAAGGCUUCUGCCCCUGCACCCAAGCGCGUCGCUGCCGCCGGAAGCAUCUCGUCCGAUGGUAACCUCUUCAGCUUGACCGUGCCUCGGGGCGAUGAGAAGCGUGCCAAGGUGUUUUUGGAGAGGGUCAAGAUUAUUCUCGAGGAGGAGCCCGCGAGGCUUGUGUUGUGA
This is a messenger RNA of Colletotrichum karsti, 1185 nucleotides long. Its product is annotated as biotin-requiring enzyme. Lineage: Eukaryota; Fungi; Ascomycota; Sordariomycetes; Glomerellales; Glomerellaceae. The transcript has a single exon. Gene Ontology annotation, molecular function: dihydrolipoyllysine-residue acetyltransferase activity. The record is from RefSeq and is a predicted model, not a curated record. Gene Ontology annotation, cellular component: pyruvate dehydrogenase complex. Gene Ontology annotation, biological process: pyruvate decarboxylation to acetyl-CoA. Bases 1 to 1185 code for a protein of 394 amino acids.